AUGUUGGCCACGAGGCACCCUUUCCUCCUCACAGUCGAAGUCGUGGUUAGUGCGGCAGAUUUCUCAUCCGACCUGCUCAAUGCGCUGACAAACGAGUUCUACUCGCAGCUGCUGUUUCUGAUGUGCCUUGCCACAGCCAUUGGCGCAGGCACCGUCAUCGUACUCACGCACUAUGGCGUCGACAUUGCAGCCCACAUGAGCAGCACAUUCUUAUUUGUGGCAAUGCCCGCAUGGCGUCGGCUCGCAGAUCACGGCAUUCACCAGGUUUUCGAAGUGGCGGGCGACAGCUUCGAGAUGCACUUCGUGAACUACGUUACGGUGGCAUUGCUGACCUUCUCUCUCCCACUCAUUUGGCUCUUCUUUGCCCCGCUCGCAGCCCUGAGCCACGGCAUGGGCUUGUUCAUGCUCGGCAUGUUCUUGCAGAGCACGCGCCUCCUCCUCCUGAAGCCCACUGAGGACUGGUACCAAUCCGUGCUAGGGCGAACGCAGGAAGGCCCAUCUAGGGAGGCGACUCAGGGGGCCACUGAAGAUCAGUCUCCCGUGGACAAAGCAAAGUACCACCAGAUGAUGUGCACCGAAAUUGCCACGGAGGGGCUUCCCAGCGCGGCCGUGACGCUCAUCAACUACAACCUCAUGCGAAAUAAUGAUAUGACCGAACAAAUGAACUGGGUGGCCGCAGUGUCUUUGUUCUUCUCCGCCUACAUGGUGAUACGCAUCGGCUUCAAGUAUUCCUGGCACUUUGCGCACGGCACCGCAUGGUCCGACAUCCCGCUUCCCUUCGAUGAGAAGGCUCUAAGCUACAAGGAGUUGCAAGCUAAAGACCUCGGCAUGAAAGCGGGCGAAGCUGGCAUCGCAGUUGGAUCGACAACCGCACAG
Symbiodinium necroappetens is the source of this 876-nucleotide messenger RNA. The record is from the annotation of a GenBank genome assembly. NCBI's taxonomy places the organism in Eukaryota, Dinophyceae, Suessiales, Symbiodiniaceae.